AUGGCGCUCUUUUCAGCAGCAGCAAAUGGAGACUUCCUGAAGAUACAAUCAUUAAUCGACUCGGAAGACAAGUCAGAGGAUUCGGGAGGAGUUGAUGUAAACUGCACGAAUGCAUCUGGCAAAACACCCCUUCACAUUGCUUCGGAAAACGGACAUUUGCAAACGGUUAAAUGCCUCACCCACCAUGGAGCAAAAGUGAAUGUGAUCGAUGCUAACCUACAAACAUCGGUUCAUUUAUGCUCGAAGAAAGGCCAUCUUCAUGUGGUACAGAUGUUAGUGAACGAAGGAGCAGAUAUUGAAAUUGGUGACAAAGAUGGGUUUACAGCUCUUCACGUAGCAUCAUUCAAUGGUCAUAUUGAUGUUGUCAAAUACCUUGUUACUAAAGGGGCAGAGCUGGAGAGACUUGGUAAUGAUUACUGGACACCUCUACACCUUGCUUUAGACAGUGGCCAUCUUGAUAUUGCAGAUUACCUUUUGACAGAAGGAGCCAACAUUAACACAUGUGUAAAGGUGCAGACCCGGGGAUACUUGCUAAUGAAGAGGACCACUAUGACUACCUUCGCAGUACGUUCGGUAGUAAGGCUCUCCCUAGCUUAA
Strongylocentrotus purpuratus (purple sea urchin) is the source of this 597-nucleotide messenger RNA. RefSeq names its product serine/threonine-protein phosphatase 6 regulatory ankyrin repeat subunit C-like. The coding region runs from base 1 to 597 and encodes 198 amino acids. The record is from RefSeq and is a predicted model, not a curated record. NCBI's taxonomy places the organism in Eukaryota, Metazoa, Echinodermata, Echinoidea, Camarodonta, Strongylocentrotidae. Gene Ontology annotation, cellular component: pi-body. Gene Ontology annotation, biological process: piRNA processing. The transcript has 2 exons. Gene Ontology annotation, molecular function: protein binding.